AGAACGCCUCAGAAGACUUGUGAAAACAGCCAGCCAAAGAAGGGAGUCACGCAGUUGCAGAUGCAGCUCCCACGCUGAGCCACGAGAGACUCAGAGUGUGAUAGAGUGUGAGAGCAGAAACGCCGGAGGACGUCACUUACACUCCCACAGAGAGAGCGCUGUCACUGAAAGGCAUCUAUCCUCACACGUUCUCAGCUGUGGAAGACUCAGCAGCCCCUGACAGAAAUCAGCAUUCUGCAGCAGAUGAAAUGAAAGCUUCGAUAAGUUCUAUGUAGUCAAAAGUGGCAAGAUACAGGUUUGUAGUGCUAGUUUGCUUUCACAGGAGGGUUUAAACACUUAAGAUUGAGCCUAGUCCAUUUGCAUCUCCAUGGAUCAGCCAGCCAGCAGCUGCAUGCGGAGCACCCAUCCUAGCAACCCCAUCUGGGGGUGCAUGAGGAAUCCCCACUCUGGGGUCCCAGGAACCAAUCUGCAGUCACCCUACCAACAAAGCCCAUUCUCCCUGCACCAAAAACCAGAGUUUCUGGCCUAUACGGACUUCUCCACCUCCUGCUUGGUGCCGAGUGCGCCCCAUGCGGCCUACCCUCGUGACGACAGACUCUAUCAAGAUAGCCAAGGAGGUUACCCAAGAGCUGACUGGCAGUUCAACCCCUGCGAGACCAGGUCGAGAUCUACCAACGCCUGCCCACCCGUUUCGGCCGCGGUAGUUGCCACCGGAGGAGGCGGAGGUCCUGAGCUCGAGAGCGUGGGGACUGAAAGGUUGCUGAGCAGUGUCCCCCCUGGGUGUCUGGAUGGAGAAUACUCACCCCAGAGCGUGGCAUCAGCCGACUCGGACAAGAAGAGCUCCAAUAAGAGAAAGAGAGAUGCCACAGAUAUACAGGAUUCCAGUUUUAAGGUAGAUUCCAGCUGCAAGGCCAGGAAAGAGCGCACAGCGUUCACCAAGGAGCAGCUGAGGGAGCUGGAGGCGGAGUUCACCCACCACAACUACUUGACAAGACUCCGUCGCUACGAGAUUGCCGUCAACCUGGACCUCACAGAAAGACAGGUUAAAGUCUGGUUUCAGAACAGGCGGAUGAAGUGGAAGAGAGUCAAGGGAGGACAAUCGGCUUCGCCCAACGACCUGGAAAAUGAUGACAUUGACUCGGCGACUUCACCCAGCUCUGAAUGAAGGAGGCCAGAACUGUAGGAAAUUACAAAAAAAAGUUGUAACUUGAUCAGCUGGACAUGGACACAUUUGUUUAAUUCUGUGGAAAGUUGGCUGCAGGAAGCUUUAAUAUUUGAGACUUCUUUUUUUAAUUAUACUGUUGGAAAAAAAGACUGAGUAGAGCUUUUAUUGUUUUUUGAUGUACAUAGUUGAUGUAAUAAUCAUUGUUUUGACAUUUUACUGAUAAAUACUCAGACUGACAAUCGCUCUCUUUUUGUACUGACUGUUUAAAUAUGAAUGAAACUUGAGCUCAGUGUGGAUUGGUGGCAGACAGAAGCUUUAGGUGUCUCGAUGACAUAUCAGACUGUGAUUGUGUUUGAAAACAUACCCUCUUUGGCCUUUGAUGCUUGACUACAACCACCUGGAAAAACUCCGACUGCACUUUCAUUGCCAAGUCCUAAGUGCCUCCGAGUCAGACGUUUUUUAAAUAAUUUGUCUGUUUCUUCUUUUGCUUAUGAUUUUUUUCAAGCCUUUUUUUUAUUGUUCUUUUUAUACUAUUUGAAUGCCAUUCAUAAAACACAGAUGUUGACUUUUUCUGCAAAGAAUAAAUCAUAUUUUCAAAAACAA
Girardinichthys multiradiatus is the source of this 1768-nucleotide messenger RNA. RefSeq names its product mesenchyme homeobox 1 (gene meox1). The transcript has 3 exons. The record is from RefSeq and is a predicted model, not a curated record. Gene Ontology annotation, biological process: positive regulation of transcription by RNA polymerase II. The coding region runs from base 368 to 1165 and encodes 265 amino acids. Gene Ontology annotation, molecular function: RNA polymerase II cis-regulatory region sequence-specific DNA binding; DNA-binding transcription factor activity, RNA polymerase II-specific. Gene Ontology annotation, cellular component: nucleus. NCBI's taxonomy places the organism in Eukaryota, Metazoa, Chordata, Actinopteri, Cyprinodontiformes, Goodeidae.